Molecule: messenger RNA, 1166 nt
Organism: Erythranthe guttata (spotted monkey flower)
Lineage: Eukaryota; Viridiplantae; Streptophyta; Magnoliopsida; Lamiales; Phrymaceae
Gene: NIP1;2
Product: NOD26-like intrinsic protein 1;2
Biological process (GO): transmembrane transport
Cellular component (GO): membrane
Molecular function (GO): channel activity
Source: RefSeq, a predicted model, not a curated record
GAUAAAUGGACAAAAAAAAAAAAAAGUUUAUCAUGAAGAAAUUAACCUAAAUGGGUAAUAGUCAAAUGCAGUGAUCUACGCCCUUCAAAAGUCAAAGAAAAACUCGCAUAAAUUGAUCUGCUUCUUCCUCACUCCCCCAUAUAUUUCUGCAAACCCCAAUUUCUGGAACUUCAAUUUGUGUAAAGAGAAAUAAAUAUAAAUAAAUAUAAUGGCUGAUCAGAUAUUAUCAGGCGGCGGAGCAAACGGUAACCACGGCGUGGCGGUGAACAUAAAAGACGAUGAUCGUGACUCCAAGAACACUACUGAAAACUCUUCAACCUGUAUCUUUCUCACUGUACCCUUUAUUCAAAAGAUAAUAGCGGAGACUCUGGGGACGUACUUCUUGAUAUUUGCCGGCUGUGCGUCGGUGGUGGUUAACUCCGACAAGGAGAAGGUGGUGACCCUCCCCGGAAUAUCCAUCGUUUGGGGUCUGGCCGUCAUGGUCAUGGUUUACUCCGUCGGACACAUCUCCGGCGCCCACUUCAACCCCGCCGUAACCAUUGCUUUCGCCACCUGCAAGAGGUUCCCAUGGAAACAGGUGCCGGCGUAUGUGUCGGCGCAAGUGGUGGGAUCAACCCUAGCAAGCGGAACCCUACGGUUGCUAUUCAGUGGGACCCACGAUCACUUCGCCGGAACCCUACCAACCGGCAGCGACGUGCAGUCGCUGGUGGUGGAAUUUAUUAUCACAUUCUACCUCAUGUUCGUCAUCUCCGGUGUUGCCACGGAUAACAGAGCUAUUGGAGAGCUUGCUGGUCUGGCCGUUGGAGCUACCGUUUUGCUCAAUGUCAUGUUUGCCGGGCCGAUAUCAGGGGCAUCAAUGAAUCCAGCAAGGAGUUUGGGCCCAGCAAUAGUAUCAACCCACUACAAAGGAAUAUGGAUCUACUUGUUGGGCCCAAUUGCCGGGGCAAUAUCCGGGGCAUGGGUCUACAAUAUUAUCCGGUUCACUAAUAAACCGCUCCGUGAAAUCACCAAAACCGCUUCUUUCCUCAAAACCUCUUCCCGCAACAAUAAUUCUUCCUAACUGAUAAUUCAUCUAUUAAUUAUUCUCUCUUGUGUGUGUUUCUAUUUCCGUGUAACUUAUAUUUAUAUAUAUUAAAAAAAUAAUUAAUAUAUAUGCAUGAUAAUCA